Telopea speciosissima is the source of this 875-nucleotide messenger RNA. RefSeq names its product photosystem I reaction center subunit XI, chloroplastic. Gene Ontology annotation, cellular component: photosystem I reaction center; chloroplast thylakoid membrane; photosystem I. Bases 87 to 740 code for a protein of 217 amino acids. The transcript is spliced from 2 exons. Lineage: Eukaryota; Viridiplantae; Streptophyta; Magnoliopsida; Proteales; Proteaceae. The record is from RefSeq and is a predicted model, not a curated record. Gene Ontology annotation, biological process: photosynthesis.
UCCCACACAAACACUUCCUUUUAUCAUUCCUUUUCUACACUAUCAACACAUUUCUACUUGUUCUGAGGAAACCCAGUUAACAAACAAUGGCUGCUGCUUCCCCCAUGGCCAGCCAACUGAAGAGCAACUUUACCACCCCCCUUACAAGAGGACUUCUCUCUCCCAAGGGUAUCUCUGGAACUCCUUUGAGGGUAUUGCCUUCCAAGAGAAAGCCUUGCUUCAGCAUCAAAGCUGUCCAGGCAGAAAAGCCAACAUACCAAGUGAUUCAACCAAUUAAUGGAGAUCCAUUCAUUGGAAGCUUGGAGACUCCAGUAACAUCAAGUCCUUUGAUUGCUUGGUACCUUUCCAACCUGCCAGCUUAUCGGACGGCAGUGAACCCACUUCUAAGAGGUGUUGAAGUGGGCUUGGCCCAUGGGUUUCUCUUGGUUGGGCCUUUUGUUAAGACUGGACCUUUGAGGAACACUGAAUAUGCAGGAGCAGCUGGGUCUCUUGCAGCAGCAGGACUUGUUAUUAUAUUAAGCAUGUGCUUGACAAUCUAUGGAGUUGCUUCAUUCAACGAAGGAGAGCCUUCAAUUGCUCCCUCAUUAACCUUGACAGGAAGGAAGAAGGAACCUGAUCAGUUACAAACUGCUGAUGGGUGGGCCAAGUUCACUGGAGGGUUCUUCUUUGGUGGAAUUUCUGGUGUCACCUGGGCUUACUUCCUUCUCUACGUUCUAAACCUGCCUUACUACGUUAAGUAGAUUUUUUUUAAUUUUAUUAUUAAUAUGUUGAUUUGGUGAUUCGACUCUCUCUUUGUUGUAUGUUUUUAUUUGGAGAGUAAGGAAAUGGAAAAUUGUAUAUUUGAUGAUUGCAUAAUUAGAUGACAAUUAAGUAUU